Molecule: messenger RNA, 11853 nt
Organism: Cinara cedri
Lineage: Eukaryota; Metazoa; Arthropoda; Insecta; Hemiptera; Aphididae
Source: the annotation of a GenBank genome assembly
AUUAACAUAAAUCAUACCUUAGUCAACUAUUCUUAAUUGCAAUUUUAUAUUAUCCUGUCAAAAAUUCUUUAUUGUCGAUAAAAUGGUAAGUACAAUAACUACUAAAUACAAGUAAAUGACUAAAACGACGAUUGAUGGUUAGUUGUAAGACAUAAAAAUAAUUAAAUUAUAUAAUAAUCAUAUAAUUGCUAUUUAUCAAAUACAAUGAAUGUGCAGUUAACUAUAUAUUCAGAAAAUAGCGUUCAGUACAAACAUUUAAAACAAUACUCACCAUAUUGUUCUGUAACGGGCGAUAUCACUCAUUAUUUCUUUGAGUAAGCAUAAUUAACACAAAUUAUUUAAUUCAGCUAUGUUAGAUAUCGUAAUAGUCUUAUAUUCGGCUAAAUACGUUUAAAAUCGAUUAAUCUACACGCCCAUAGACGGUAUGUAGUAUGUACUAUGUUAUUGAAUAAACUUAAUAACAAUAUGUCAUAAAUAUUAUAAUGAUUAGGCGGCUAUGACGUUCAAUUUCAAUCCAUUAUCUUUUCAAUGGAAAAAAAAAAUAAAAAAGUUGUCCGAGUUAUUCAGCUGAUAAAUACGGACUGACCUAAUGUUACGAUUUUAUGAAUGAUUUUCUAAAAUGGUGACACUGUAUCGUUGAGACCGUGUUGUCUUUCCCUAGUCACAGAAUAAAACAGCUGGUGUCAACGUUUAACACUAUUAACACGCCGAAUUAAUCUUUUUUCUAUGGUGGAGACCAGUGGUUUUAAAACUUUUUGGGUCUACAGCUUUUUUGAUUUUGAAAUCCAAAUUAACGACUUCCUCACGAACGAUGGUAAUGUAAAAAUAAAUAUAAAUAAAUUUACUCUACUAUAUAUUAUUUUACUAUAGACGUGACUCCACUCCCUUGAUACCAAAACACGACGCUUCUGGGAGCCGCAACGCACAGGUUGAAAACCACUGGUAGAGACUCUUUGUUAUCAUUGUUCGAACCUUGGCCCGGUCCGAGGCGAAACGGCGUGCAGGUUCGUAUGUCUCGUUGGUGUAUUACGUAUAUCUUCUGUGUCAUGACUUCAUGAAUGCUCUACUUCGUCGAAGUAAACAAUAAACCAUGAUCAAACUGAUCUGAGCUUGAUUUCCAAGUAAGACGAUCUUCAUUACCCUUGUAGUUUUUAUAUAUUUUUUUCUUUUUAGUUAUUAUUUUCCCCUGUUGGUUAAAAUUAUAUUUGGAAUAAUCACUAUAGCUCAACUUCUGUAGAAUUUAUUAUUUCUUUGGUAAUAGUGACUAAUUAUUGUUAAUUGGUGAAAUUUGUAUCAUUUAUCAUAAUUGCAUGGAUCUAACUAAAUUAUUGGUAUAUCUAACGAACCUUUAGCACGAAUAAUUUCUGUACGUGGUUCGAUUUCAAGUUCAUAAUUUUCCUCAUCCCUUUCCAUAAAGGUAAGACUAGUAAUAUUAACUAAAGCCUUUUCUAAAACUAAUAAUAUAAUGAAGUAAAAUCUUGCAUUCAAUUGUUCAUUCAUUUGUUUUGUUUUCAGUUAUUUUAUAAGUCUUAAAAUGCAUAAAUGUAUACUAUGCUCUAAUUCUACUACAAAAUCUAGUUCAGUUACAUAUCAUACGUAAGUAUUUUGUACUAAUUUUAACUAAUAUUUUUGAGGCAAAUAAAUUUUACUACUCAAUCAAACGAUUGCUCUUUUUUUAAAAUUGAUUAUACUUUAUGCUUGUAUUAUGAAUAUUUCAUACAAAUAUGGAAAUAAGUAGUUUAAAAGUUGUAGCACUUAUACCAUUCAAGAUUGGUAUAGGUACUAACUGUUAAAACAUUUUUUAUUCGGCAAUGAAAUAACAAACCUGAUCUUGCAAGUGAACAUUUUUAAUCUAGUAAUAUAAUUAUAAAUAUAUUAAAAUGAUUAUUUGAAAUUUAGGGAUGAAAUAAAAACAAAACUGUGAUUAAAUAUUUUUUAACUUUUUUAUUCUCCGAUAUAAUACCACAAUUUGUUUACUAUAAUAUACUAUAUAUAUAUUGCGCUCUAGAUUAUCUUUACUCUAAAACCAGUAUAUUACCUAUGUCUAAGUAAUAAAUUGAAAACAGAUUUAUAAUAUGUAAAUGCUUAUUUUUAAAGUCUAAUAAAAAAAUGUUCAUGAUUUUAGUCGUUCUUAUUAAAAUUAAGUCAAUUUUACUUUACAUAUUUCACUAAUUUGUAAAUAUUACGACAUUCAUUACUUAUACAUUUUUUGAACCAUUUCAGUGUACACAAUCUACUGUUUUUCAGUAUGUUUCUAUAUUAUCAGUUGUCAUUCAUCAGUAAUUUGUAUUAAUUAUUAUUUAUAACAUGUUAUUCAAGUAAGAAACUACUCAAAAAUUAAAGUUCUCUAGUAGUAAUACUAUUUAUAUUUUUUAUAAUUAUAUUUAAUGUAUUUCCAUACAUUUAUUUUGAUUAGGUAGAAAUCUAUUCUUUAGUAAGAAAAUUUAGAGGCAUUUUAAUUUGUAUAUAAAUUAUAAUGAUUAUUUUUUUAUAAUACAAAUUAAAUGCAUAAAACAAAAUAAUUUUGAAACAUUUCUUUGUAUUACUUUUAAAAGAAUUAUUAUUUGUAUCUAUAAUUAAUAAUUAUUAAAACUAAUCAAUAUGAAAAAUUUAAUUGUUUUCUUUUCGCAAAUUUUUAUAUUCUAGAUGCUAUUUUCUAGAAUUGAUAAAUUAUUGAUUAAAUCAUCUUAUAAUUUGUUGCGUUUAUACUUUUCUCUAAAUACAUUAAGAAAAAUACUUAUGUCAUGAAUAUAAUGACCCAAAUAUAACGUAUUUUUUUGAGCAUUUAAAAUUAAAUUCAAAAAUCAAAUUUCCAUUUUAACCAUCAACUCUGGUUAAGUUUAGAAUUUAAAAAAAAAAAAAAAAAACAAUAUUUACUAUGAUUAUUGUGAAUGAUUUUUUAUCAAGAUUUGUAUUGAUUUUCUCUUAGUUUUAACCAUUAAUAAUUAAUGACUUAUUCGAGAAAUGAAAAUAUUAAAAAUAAUAAUUUUUAGGACCCAUGGUAAAUACUCUUAUUUAUAAAAUGUAACAUAAGUCAAUUUACUCUAAAUUCAACUGGAGAGUCACAUUUUUGUAAUUAUUAAAUUACUGAUGUUAUAAGAGUAUUACGCGCCAGACAGAUAAAAAAAUAAGACAGAUAUUUGUGAAGAGACCUCUUAAUAGCUUUUAGAUUUAACCUUUGAAUGGUUAUAGUUUAUUUCCACAAAAUAAUUUUAACAUAUUCAGCUAAAAGUACCAACUGUUGAUUAAAAAUUAAAUUUGAUAGAGUAGUAAACUGUAUAAUCCUUAAACGGUCACAUUUUAUUAUAAAUGUUUUUACAUUAAUUAUUUACGUUUAUUUUGUAGAUUUCCUAGAAAUCUUGUAAGAAGAAAUCAGUGGGUUGAACAUCUCAAAGUGGGUAAAUGUUUCGAUUGGCAGCGCAUUUGUAGUGACCAUUUUUUAGAUGAAGACUUCAAACCAGGAGAUAAGCGAUUGCUACGGUCAAAUGCCAUUCCAAAACUUCCAAACAAGUAUGAAAUAAAUGCUAUUUAUUUAAUUUAAUUAUCUAAGUAUAUAUUAGGUAGAGAGAAAUUAUAGUAUUUAGGACCCCUUUUACAAAAAACAAUGCAUUUAAGGAGUAUGUGAAACAUAAAAAAAGUGGUUUGAUGAAGUAGAGAGAGGCAUCAUAUUACAUAAUAAAAUAAUUCCAAUAUGGCUGAAAAGUAAAAUUAAAUAAAGUAAAUUUUUUCUGUAAAUUUGUUUAUUGCGCUUGAAACAAUUGAAUGUAUUGUUCUAUUUUCUUUGAAUUUGGCAUUAAUUUAAAUUGAAGUAAUUAGAAACCACAUAUGUAAUGGUUUUUAUAUAUUAUGAGAUUUAUCCUAUUUAAAUUCCACAUAUUCUUGGUGUGAUAUGCAACACACUUUGAGAGGUGUUUUAUAUCUUAAAUUACUAUUUCCAUUAAUUCAUAAUAUUAAACUCGGUAAAAAGUCCAGUAAUUGUUUUGUUUUACGUCUUAACUGGAAUUAUUAAAUUGGAAUUUGUAAAAAUGUAUCUUCAUUGUUUAUAGUUUUAUUUUUCUAAUAAACUAUUGUUUAAUUCAAUAUAUGAUACAAAAAAAAAAUAUAUAUAUAUAUACUAUAUGUUUAAAUUUACAUAUUUUGGUGAACUGAUUCUUCUAGUGAAAUUUAUGAAAAUAAUGAAUCACCUGAGUCCAGCAAUCUUAUAAAUAAUACAGCAACUAAAUUGGGUUCGCCAAGAAGAUCUUCAAGAAAAAUCAAAAAAUCAAGACAGUUGCUCGAAAAUGAAACAAAUAAAACAGUGAGGAAAUUACCAACAGCUAUUCCUAUAGCACCAAUAGAUUCUAGAACCCGAACUCCAAUAUCUAAUUCAAUUGCAAACCGAAAGGUAUAUAUGUAUUGAAUAAUUAUAUUAUAUUUAUUAACUUAAUUAAUUUUUUCAAUUCAAUUAUUUGGUUAUAAAAUCCAAAGUUAUUUAACAUGUAUUUAAUAUUAAAUAAGGAACAAAAUUUUAAAAUUCAAAAUCUUAAAAUGUUUUUUAUAUAGGUCAUAAAAAAAAUCUUUAUUUCUCUUUUAAAAUUAUAAAUUAUUUUAAAACAAUAAGAAGGAAAAUGAAAAGUAUGCAAUACCCUUAUAAUUAUUCUCUUUAAAUGUAAUUCUUCCAAUUGUAUGUUUAAAAAAUGUCUAUGUUAAAUAUUUAACAUAGACCUAUAAAGAAAUAGACUGAUAAUAGAAAGAUAUAAGUUUCAAUCAUAGGUAUAGUUAUUAGGAAGAAACACGAGAUAGUUAGAUAUUGAGAUAUAAUAAAAGAAAAAAACAAUAUCAUGGAAUUGAAUGGUUAUUAUUUCUUAAUACACAAUUUGGAUUUUGUCAACAUUUAUUUUUUUUUCUCUUGGUCUAAGAAGAAGCUAUUUUAGCUAUAAUGCACAAAAUAUUAUGUUGUAAUUUUUUUUAUAUUUAUACAAGAUGAUUUAUUAAGCAUGCUCGUCCCAUUUUUAGGGGUAAAUUAUGCAUAUAUUCAAAUUCUGAUUUUUGAGAUUUUUAGAUGUAGUUGGACGAUAUUUUUGUAUACUUAAGGUAUAAUUUUCCUGCAGUGUCCAGACUGGUGUUUGCCCUAUUUUCUCUAGAGCAUCAAACUCCAUAGAUUUUAUUAGUUUAUUUUACAAAAUUUAAUCACGACUUUUGUCCCUUUCACACGUAGUACAAUUUAAAACUAAUUUUUUUAACCUUUUUUCAGAAUAGUUUUUUCUUUAUUAAUUAAAUGUUAUUUUUAAUUUUUCAAAGAUGAGAAAAAAGAAAACCAGAGGUUUUUUUGGUGUCCCCUUUUUUCACUGUACUGUCAAAAAUUGUAAGAACUCGUAUCCAUGUUCAAAUGUGAGUUUCUUUAGUUAUCCUGAUAGUUCUCUUCGGGAUGUAUGGGUUGAAAAUUGUGGAACUCAAGAAAUAGUAGAUGCAGCACGGAGCAAAAAAAAAAAACAUUUAAAAGUCUGUGGAAAACAUUUUGAAAAAUCUAUGUUUAUCAAUCCUAAGAAAAAAAACAGACUUAAACAAAAUGCUAUACCAACAUUACAUGUUAACAAAGGUAAGAAAUAUACAAAUUCAUAAUUUAUCUAUUUAAAUAAUUUUUAGUGCAGUUAUACUUGUAUGAAUCGAAAUUGAGAAGACUAUAUAGGAUCAUAGUUAUCCAAGAAUUUUCUGUUACCUGUCUAAAUGUUUUAUUUCAAAACUAUAAAAUAAUAAUAUAAUAAUAAAAAUAAUAUUCUAGUGACUUUGUGUCUAGAUAUUUGUAUUGAUAACACUAAACAAUUUAACUGACCUUUGUAAACUAAACCAGAAAAAAGUUUAAAUUUGGCCAACUUUGGAAAUUUCUUGGUAUGUCUUGAUUACUUAAUGUUACCAUAAUUACAAUAGCCAAUCUGAAUAUUAUAACAAUAUGUCCAUAAGAGGACUAUAGAUAAUAAAGAAAUAGUGGAUAGGCCACUCUUAUAACAAUUGUAAGUAACUGUACCAAUCCCUCUUAAAACACUGGUCAUGUGUGGAUACUCUAUCCAUAUCUUUAUUAUCUAUGAAGAUGGCACACAACAUUUGUAUAAGACUUUAAUAAAAAAAAAUGAAUACAUUAAGUCUAUUUGUGCCUUUUGGUUAAACAUUAUUUCAAAUAAUUGGACUUAAGCAUAUUUUCUAGAAGAAUUUGUAUUUUGAAAAUAGUUUUUGAUAGAGAUUACAGUUGUAAAUAGCACAUGCUAUAUAAACAAUGAUUGGGAAUAUUUUAAAUCUUCUAUGAUAUUACUAGUAAAUAGUACCUUCCUUAUGACCCUGCUCUUAAUGUUAGAAAUCUAUAUACACAGGAAGAAAAAUAACACCAAAGAAAUCACGAACAAAUUAUUAUUUUUAUUCCAUUUUCAUUAUACAAUUAUUAUAAUUUUAAAAAAAAUACAAGUGUUACACUCUAAAAUAAUAUUCUCUUACUACUAUGGUGUUACAAAUUAUAAUAUUUGUUCAAUCAUUUUACUACACCGAAAUGUUUAUCUCAAAAUUUACUCGUAAAUUUGAAGACAGUAUAACAUCGUAUAUAAAAAAAAAAAAAAAAAAAUCACUAAACUUUAUUAUUUAUUUAUCUUAAAUUUUUUAUUCUAUUUUCUAUAAUGCAUGUAAUUUUUACAGUUAUCAAUACUUCUCAAUCAGCAACUUUUGAAAACAAUGAUAUAGAAUGCACUUCAAUAGAAGAGUCAAGUACAACUAAUGAGUAUUUAAUUCAGCCAUCUUUAGAGCUGGAUGAGGUAAAUUUUAUUUACUUUGUAAAACAUGAAUACCUUAAAUUAUCCAAUGUCCUUAUUAUUCCAAAAAGUAAAUGGAAUGUAUAAAUCCUGAACCGUAUUUACUUGGAAUCUAAAACCUAAAAUGUGUAUUUGUCUAGACUGUGUGUCACUGAUAUCUUGAAAGAAAAAUACAGUCUGGUUAAAUACUUAACACUCAAAUAGGAUUUUUUUAAUUUCUGUGCAAAUACAAUUCCGAAUAAAUAUAUUCUGGUGAUAUGCAGUCUAGAGAAAUACAAUUUUUAUUUUAUUGAUUGGAAUUAUACAUUACGGGCAAAUGCAGUCAAAAGAAAUACUUUUCAGAUUGUUAUAGCCCUCCUGGUAUCCAUCUAUUAUUCAAUAAUCUUAUUCUUUUUAAAGUUAAAAAUUAUAAUGCAUUUAGGCACCUUAGUGCAAUAAGCAAAUUAAUAUAUGCAUUUUUUAAUUGUGAGUAUUUAAAAUGGAAUUAUUUUCUUUUUAGAGUACACUCAAUCUUAGAAAUUAAUGGUGACAUAGUUACCUACCCAAGGUUAAUGUAUCAAAUAAUAUGAUUAUCUCUUUAAUUUAAGGAUUGUGUAAAGUGGACAUUAUUUGACAGCCAGAAUUAUUCAUAAUUUAAAAAAAAAAAAAACAGAAAAUAGCAAACAUUUCUUUGGUUGUAUUUUUAGACUUGACUGAGAUUUUUUUUUAAUAUUGUUUUCACACUGGCUUUGUAUUUAACUAUUUGUGUAAAAUUUGUUAAACUGUUUCUUUGUCGAUAUUUAUUAUUCUAUCAUCAUGUGAGUAUUAAAUGGCCCACAUUUCAGUAAUCUUUCAUCUCCUCUUACCCGGCUUUAAAAUUUUUUUAAAAACUCAAAUACAUGACAUGGUGUUCUUUUCGCUUUCAAAGAACUUUCUGUGAGAGAACUUUUAAAUUAACAUACUGUUUUAUUUUUAAAAAUUAGUUAUAAUUCCAGUGGUAAUUUCGUACAAUAGUAUCCACUUUAAAAACUAAGUGAACUAAUUGACCAAAUGAUAAAAAAAAAAAUGUAAUUAUUUGAUGCAUUGACUAAUUUAGUAUUAACUACGCAACUAUUACCCACCAGAAACUUAAUUUCGACACUUAUUAUGUAAAAAAAAAUCCCUUUUAAAAACCACACCUAAUAUACCAAUAACUAAAUUAAAUAUCAAUUUUAAAUCAUAAACUACAACAAUAUAAAAUGUAAACAAAUGCAUCGUAAAAAUAAUGAUAUUAUGUUGAAAGCGAUUUAAAAAGCUAUGUCUUUUCAUACGUGAGGUAACUCACGUUUGAAGGCAGUUUACCAUUUACUAUAAACAGCAUUUUCUCUCAAUUGAUUUUCAAUGGUUUCUUUUUUUAAAUUGAUAAAUGCAAUUUAUUUAUGUUUUAUAUGUUUAGACCAUGACUGAUGAAACAAAUAUGGAUACAAGCACUAAAAUAUUUGAAAUAUGUUGUGUACCAGGAUGCAUCAGUAAUUUUGCAGAGGAAACUAUGAUGCCUGAACUAAUUUUUCUAUUCAGUCCACCAAUUGUAAUUUUUAUUCUUAUAUUAAAUAUGUAUACGUAUAAUAUUUUAAUAUUCUUUGUUAAUUUUAAUUUGUUUUACAGGAAGAUAUAAACAAAUGGAGUUCAGCACUAGGCAUGCCAUUAACUGAAUCUAGUCGUGUAUGUGAGCUUCAUUUUAAACCCCAAGAUUUCCCAGAUACAAAAUCAUUGGCACCUGGUGUUGUACCAUCAGUAAUAAAACCAUGUGAAGAUGGCCUCGACCAUUUAAGUGAUAAUGUCAAAAAGAAAUAUAAAUUACAUAAUUCAAUCGGUAUGGAAAAAAUAUAACAUUUUAAAAUAAUUAUUGUUAGAAUUACUUUAAUAUUUUUCAUAAAUUCAAUUUUGUUUUAGAAGGACCAAAAAAGCUACUAAAAUUUGAGGGUUUGCCCAAAGAUGUAGGCCAUUCAUCAUUCAAAUUAAAUGAAGUGUUAACAAAUACACUUCCAGGAACAAUGAUUAAUAACAGUUCAUCAUAUAUUUCUCAAUCAAGUCCCAUAUAUAAUGAUCAAAAAUCACUAGUUACUUAUACAAAAAUUGAUACUAAUUCAAUUUUAAAACCAUUAUCAGAAACAAGAAGUGAGCCCAUACCAGUACCAAUGCCAAUACCAAUACCUUCAGCUGAUGCGUCAGGAUCAAGAACUGAAAAAAUGUUUUCUCAUAACUCUGUGCCUAUAUCAAAUAUUUCUCAAUCAAAUCUUAUACACGACAAACUUGCAUCAGUAAUUAAUAUAACAGAAGUUGACACUCAUUCCAUUUUAAGACAACCAUCAGAAAGAACAGUUGAACCAAUGCCUUCAACAAUUUCAGCUUAUAAAUCUAGUACAAGAAUUAAAAAAAUGCUUUCUAAUAGUUCUGUGUCUAUUAUAAUGGAAUCAGGCGAUAAACAUGAUAAACAGUUAUUGCCAGUUAAUUCUACUGAAAACAUUUCAAAACAAACAUUAAUUACUGAACCUACUGGUGUACUUUCAAAAGCAUCAAUCAGCAGUUCUACACCUAACAAUUCAAAAUCAAAUUUGAUAAAAAUACUCCCAAAAACAUUUACUAAUGGUUCUGUUUCAAUAACUCUAAAAUCAAAUAUUAACCCAUCAGAAAUUGAUUCAGCUAAUAUUGCAAAAGCAACUUCUUUAACAGAUAAUGUUAUGUCUAAUUCUGUAGAAUCUACUUUAAAAAAUCUUGUGAAUAAUAAUUCUGUAUCUAUUAUAAGAGAACCGAGUUACAAACAAAGAAAACCGGUAUCAACAAUUAAUUCUACUAAUGUAUUCAAAUCCCCUUGUGUUUCAGUACAACCAUUAAAAAAAAAACCUGGACCCACUGAUAAACCAUCAACGUCGACUAAUGAUUCUUCACUAACAAGUGUUAAUAUUUCAGAAAACCUUUCAUUGGGUGAUGAAUUAGCUAAUCCUCCAAAUCCUAUUUUAAAACUAAGUGUUAAUCAAAUUGACAUAUCACAAAAAGAAAUAAAAUUAGAACCAAUGGAUGAUUAUGAAUGUCCUAUAACUUCAGCAGACAAUUUUAUUAUGAUGAAUUCAGGGGCUCCCAUUAGUGUGACUGGUAAUGACAAUAUAGAAAAGUCAACAUUAAUUCGAGAUAUUUCCAAAGCAGUUGUACUUCCUAAUUUGUAUUGGAGAAGUCUUUAUCAUAAAGAACAAAAUAACACUGUUUUUAUUGAGCGAAAUGAGUUGAUGGAACCAGUGAAAAAAAUUUUCUUUAAAAAUAGUUUAGUGCCAAUGAUAUAUAUAAAUAACAAACGAUAUGAGUACAAUGAAACUAUUGAUAAUAAGAUUGCAUUAGAAAAUCUUUUGUCUAAAAUUGACAUGAUUCAAAUAUGUUUAGGCUAUGAUGGAUAUGUUCAUGACCAAUGUAUUGGUUAUUUAGAAAGUACUUCAGUCUCUAAUAGAUCUGAAGUCUGUAAUAGAUGUCACAGUUUAGUAGAAAAAGAUUUUUUUACUAAGUAUGAAGAGGAAAUAACAGAAAAAAUGAAUAUAAUUAAACGAAUUGAAAAAAAUGUAAGUAAACAUUUUAUAAUAGUAUAGUGAAUAUGUUUGUAUUAAAAUAUAAAUUUGUUUAGAUUAUGGAAAGAGAACAUAGAAUAUCAGAAGCCAAAAAACGUUUGCAGUCUACAAGAAAGGACCCUAAAAAUAUCUAUAAACCCAGUAAUACAGUGAUGUGUGAACGAUAAUCCCAUAUUUAUUUAUACAUAUUUUUCAUUAAUAUCAUUAACAGGUACAACUAUGAUUAAUGUCUCAACUAUUUUUUGUUCAUUUUCACUUUUUACAAUACGUGCAAUUAUUUGCUUGCACUUCUAUCAUACUUUUUAAUUUAAUAUAAGGUUCUCAUAUUAUAUAUAUGUAUACAAUUUUUUAAAUUAAAAAAACCCAUAAUAAAUAGUUUAUUUUAAAAUAAUAUAAACUUAUAUUAUUUAUUUAUUUGUAAUAUUAUUUAUAUUUUAAUGUGUUAAUUUUAAUUUAUAUCAAUUUUUACUGACUUUAAAUAAUUAAACUUACAUUUUUUACUUCAAUUGAAAAUAUGUAAAUUUGUUUGGGUGUAAUUAUAUUUUACUUCUGUACAGACACUCUGAGAAAAUUUGAUUAAUUCUUGCAUCACAGGACACCACAAUAAACCUCAGAUUUUACUAAGUAUUUACUAGUAUAUUCCACGAGUCAAUUAUUGCUGUUAUUUAUAUUUGCAUAAUUUAAAGCUCUUUUACUAAAUUUCUAAAAAUUAAAAACAACUACAUUGCUAUUCCCUUAACUAAACUAAAACUAUCACAUUACCAUAUAGGGUAUCUACAAGUAAUUAAAUUUAGUUAGUAACUAUUUACAUUGUUGAAUUUGAAAAUUCAUCUCAAGUUAACUGUAUAGUGUCAUUUCAGAAAAUCAUUAACAUAACAUGUGUGUAAACAACAAUAUAAGGUUGCCAUACGUCUUGGAAAACCAAGUCUGUCACUUUUUAUAAUACUCCACCUUUUUUUAAAUUGUAAAAAAGAUUAAAUGAUUUAAAAGACAUAAUUCAUAGUUCUCUAUUAUUUUUAUUUUCUAUAAAAUAUUUCUAAAUUCUUUUUUUGUAGAUUUUAAGUGCUAUAAGUCCUAAGCCCUGCUUAUUAAUUUCAUGUUUUAUAAUAAUCUUUUUAAAAAUGUUUUUUAAAAAUAAAAUUUGUAUUUUUUUAUAAUAAAUUUAUAAUGUAAUAAAAAAUAAUCACAAUUUCUGCCAUAUUGCUAUAGUAUAUAAAAUGUUUUUUUUUUUUUUUUAAUACAUAGGUAAGAUAUAUGUGUCCAUCAUAUUUUUAAUCUAAUUUUAUUUGUAUCAUGACAACCCUAAACAAUAUAUUUUAUAAUAAUUAAGUAUAAAAAAACAAUUUGUUUAAGAUUACUCAAUACUCAAUAAAAGCUAUGUUGGAAAACCUAUCUGUAUGUAAUAUUUUAGUUAAUUAAAAAAAAAAAAAACUAUUAUUUUUGUAUUAUUGAACACUAUUCCAUUACAAGCUCAGGCUUAAAGGAGUAAAUAAAUUCUUUAAAUAGAG